AUGGGUUCCGUAGAGGACGAUUCUUCGCGUUUGGAAGAAGCACUUAUUCAGGAUGAAGAGAGUAAGCUAUACACAGGAGAUGGCUCAGUCGACUUUAAAGGGAGGCCUGUGCUUAAGAAGAAUACUGGCAAUUGGAAAGCUUGCCCAUUUAUCCUAGGCAAUGAGUGCUGUGAACGUUUGGCAUACUAUGGCAUUGCAUCAAAUCUUGUUUCCUAUCUUACUCGCAAGCUACAUGAAGGAAAUGUCUCUGCGGCAAGAAAUGUCACCACUUGGCAAGGCACUUGUUACCUUACACCUCUCAUUGGAGCAGUUUUAGCAGAUUCUUACUGGGGACGAUACUGGACUAUUGCCAUUUUCUCCAUGAUUUAUUUCAUUGGAAUGGGUACAUUGACACUUUCUGCAUCUAUUCCAGCAUUGAAGCCUGCUGAAUGUCUGGGUGCUGUAUGCCCUCCAGCUACUCCUUCACAAUAUGCUGUGUUCUUCAUUGGUCUCUAUCUGAUUGCCCUCGGGACUGGUGGUAUUAAACCAUGCGUGUCCUCUUUUGGGGCAGAUCAGUUUGAUGAUACUGAUUCACGGGAAAGGGUUAAGAAGGGAUCAUUUUUCAACUGGUUUUACUUUUCUAUCAACAUAGGAGCCCUUAUAUCCAGCAGUUUUAUUGUGUGGAUUCAAGAUAAUGCAGGCUGGGGUCUUGGAUUUGGCAUUCCUGCUUUAUUUAUGGGAUUAGCUAUCGGAAGCUUCUUUUUAGGCACGCCUCUAUAUAGGUUUCAAAAACCAGGGGGAAGCCCUCUUACAAGAAUGUGCCAGGUUCUGGCUGCAUCUUUUCGGAAACGGAAUCUUGCUGUCCCUGAGGAUAGUAGUCUCCUGUAUGAGACACCAGACAAGAGCUCUGCAAUCGAAGGAAGUCGGAAAAUACAGCAUAGUGAUGAACUAAGGUGUCUUGACAGAGCAGCUGUAGUCUCUGAUGAUGAGAGGAAAAGUGGUGACUAUUCUAACCUGUGGAGACUUUGCACUGUGACACAGGUGGAGGAAUUAAAAAUCUUGAUUCGCAUGUUUCCAGUUUGGGCUACUGGCAUAGUGUUUUCUGCAGUCUAUGCCCAGAUGUCAACAUUGUUUGUGGAACAAGGAACUAUGAUGGACACUAGCAUUGGUUCUUUCAAAAUACCACCAGCUUCCCUCUCAACUUUUGAUGUAAUUAGUGUUAUUUUCUGGGUCCCUGUCUAUGACAGGUUUAUAAUUCCCAUUGCAAGGAAAUUUACUGGCAAAGAAAAGGGAUUUUCAGAGUUGCAAAGAAUGGGAAUCGGUCUUUUUAUUUCAGUCCUGUGCAUGUCAGCUGCUGCUAUUGUUGAGAUUAAGCGUCUGCAGCUUGCAAAAGAAUUUGACCUUGUUGAUAAAGCUGUCCCCGUACCCCUUACUAUACUUUUGCAAAUCCCUCAGUAUUUCUUAUUGGGAGCAGCAGAAGUAUUCACAUUUGUGGGGCAGCUUGAGUUCUUCUAUGACCAGUCUCCAGAUGCUAUGCGAAGUUUAUGCAGUGCUCUGUCACUUCUGACAAAUUCGCUCGGGAAUUACUUGAGUUCAUUCAUUCUCACUAUGGUAGUUUACUUCACUACACGAGGGGGAAAUCCUGGAUGGAUUACAGAUAACUUGAACAAAGGUCAUCUCGAUUACUUUUUCUGGCUUUUAGCUGGACUCAGCUUCUUAAAUAUGUUCAUCUACAUAGUUGCUGCCAAAAGAUACAAGUCAAAGAAGGCUUCAUAA
This is a messenger RNA of Lathyrus sativus (Indian pea), 1755 nucleotides long. The record is from the annotation of a GenBank genome assembly. NCBI's taxonomy places the organism in Eukaryota, Viridiplantae, Streptophyta, Magnoliopsida, Fabales, Fabaceae.